CUACUCUCCAAGCAGAGGUUUGGGCUUCGGCUUAUUUUGACGUGAUUUAGGCAAUUUUAUCGGGCUUUGUUUCCUGUACUGGUAUCUCUUUUUUUUACACCAACACAAAAGCUAACUGCCUGGCAAAUAAGAUACUGUCUGCCCAAUUUGAUACCGUCUCUGCAGCCACCAAAGGAUCUGCUUGGUGAUUUAUAGGGAAUCACAUACAGGUUGUGAGAUCUGCGAACAUGUGGAAUCUUCGCUGGAAGAUGUUGGAGUGGUGUUGGAGAACGGCUGGGGUGAUGUACUUCACCCUGUCUCUGACAAGUCAAGUCAGAGGAACUGAUCCAAGGACAAUCUGUGUGCAGGACAGAAUCAAAGGACCCGGUAGACGACAAACAGCGAGUCUCAGCGAGGACAUGGCGUACACGUACGGGCGGGAGAAGAACACUGUUGUCUUUGAAAUAGACGUCCAAAGACAGAAGAUAACAAAGCAGACAAAUCAACUUGUAGCUAACAUACUGACGGAAGGGACAGCGACUGUAUUGAGAGAUGUUUCAGUGACACAAAGUGACUACAGGAUAUCAAAGUUGAUGCAAGGGAACGUGAGCCUAGCCAGUGUUCACCCAUCCCCACACUUUCCAUUCGGAACAGAGAGAGGAACGACCGUGAUUGGCUACUACGCAACACUGGACUGUAGCAGCGCACAGUUCUUACCAGGCGGUAUCCUGAAACAAAUCGUGAUGAGCAGUAGAACACGACUGGAGCGGGCUGCCGGUGGAGACAUGAUCGGAGACCCUGUGCUGUUCAUACGAGGCCCCAGCAAUCUACAGGCCCUGGACAGGGAAUAUUUCCUGGGCUUAGGCGCGCUGGGUUUACUGGCCCUGCUACUGCUCUGUGCCGGUUGGCAGGGAACUGGUGAUGAGGUGGGAGAGGCAGAACACAUUGGCGUUUUAGCUGACAAAUACGAUUGCUAUCGAAUGGUUUGAUAAGUUUUGUUAUUGUUGGUAUAUCUAAUAUAUCAAAUACCUUAUAAACCUGAAAGCUUUAAAGGGAAAGAUGCCCAGAAUUAUCACAUUGGCCUAAUUCGACAAUCUUCAAAAAA
Messenger RNA from Branchiostoma belcheri (Belcher's lancelet), 1084 nucleotides. RefSeq lists its product as uncharacterized. Bases 228 to 968 code for a protein of 246 amino acids. The transcript has 4 exons. Lineage: Eukaryota; Metazoa; Chordata; Leptocardii; Amphioxiformes; Branchiostomatidae. The record is from RefSeq and is a predicted model, not a curated record.